This is a messenger RNA of Pieris brassicae (large cabbage white), 1068 nucleotides long. RefSeq names its product mediator of RNA polymerase II transcription subunit 31 (gene MED31). Gene Ontology annotation, biological process: regulation of transcription by RNA polymerase II. Bases 174 to 593 code for a protein of 139 amino acids. The transcript has 4 exons. Gene Ontology annotation, molecular function: transcription coregulator activity. Gene Ontology annotation, cellular component: mediator complex; core mediator complex. NCBI's taxonomy places the organism in Eukaryota, Metazoa, Arthropoda, Insecta, Lepidoptera, Pieridae. The record is from RefSeq and is a predicted model, not a curated record.
AAAGAUUAAUACAUUAAUUACGUUAUUCUACUUAAUUCAUUUUUUUUAUCCAAAAUUUAUGUAGUAUAUUGAUUUUUAAUGAUAUUGGAUAUUGCGAAAUAGAAUAAUGUAAUGUUGUAACCGUAGUAACUGAAUUGUCAAUGAAAUAAUUAUAUUACAAGUUUCAAUUAAAAAUGCUAGCAGCAAAAGUUAACACCGAGACAGAGGAGCAAAAUAGAAUAAGAUUUCAGGUGGAACUAGAAUUUGUGCAAUGUCUUGCCAAUCCAAACUAUAUUCAUUUUUUAGCUCAAAGAGGGUAUCUUAAGGAGCAGAACUUUGUAAAUUACAUAAAAUACUUACAAUACUGGCGAGAACCAGAUUAUGCUAGAUAUCUUAAAUAUCCAAUGUGCUUGCACUUUUUAGAACUUUUACAACAUGAAGCAUUCAGGAGAGAAUGUGUUUCAGCUCAGGUGUGUAAAUUUAUGGAUGAUCAAGCUAUACUACUAUGGCAACACUACACAAGACGAAGAACACGUACAUUGCAACCUCCAGAUGUGCCAGCACCACCAACAGCUCCCAAUUCAAACCAACAUGGCCCUCCAAGACAGCCAUAGUAAUAGUAUGUACAUUUAAAGCUUAUAAAAGAUGUUUGACAGCUUAAUAAAGGGUUAUGAAGGGGAAAAGAAAAUCAGACAUUUUAUAUUAUGUUUCUUCCAUUAUAAAAAUAAUAAAUAAAUAUGUAAAUUUAAUAGUAAGUUACUUUGGCAUCUAUGUGAAUGUAGCACUGCUAAAGAUUUUGUUUAAUGUUUCCCUUAUUUUUAAUCACUAAUUGAAAUUCAAUUACAAUUUGAACAUAAAUUCUACGCUCAACGACCAACAUGGGUCAAUAAGUUAUUGAUCAUGGGGCAAACGGAGCAAUCCAACAAAGGCACCCCCUUCCACACUCUACGUGGGCUGUCGCCGCGUGUGGCACUAUAAGUCAGCAGAUUGGGAUGGGAUGCCUAAGACUUCAACUAAUUAAAAAAAUUUUCACAUUAGAUUAAUAAGACUGAACUAUUCAAAUCAAUUCAAUAAAACUCUUUAUUUUUA